CCUUGGAUUCACUCUAUUCUCACCGCUCACUAUCACAAUGGAUUACAGAUGAGUAGCCAGAAACCUGAAGAGAAUACAUAGAAACCAGGAAAGCCUUCUUCUCUGCAUUGAUAUUCUCCAGUCAUUGACAUCAUCAUCUUCCCACUGCUGAGAUAUCUCUGUUGCUUCCUUAUUAACAGAAAUUGUUGAACUUAAUCAAGUUAUGAAACCAGUCGCGGAGUGAAGAAGAAAAACAGAAGCCGCCUCGGCUAAGUGAAACGAAGUAGACGGAAAAGGGGUGAGGUCGAAUUUUUUGGAGCUGUCUGGUCUCUACACUAGAGCGGCGGCCUCUCGAUUUCACACUCAAAAUAUCAGAGAGAACUAAUAUACCAGAGUUACAAAACCCAUUGGAGCUUGCUGCUGCUGCUACUGUCACAAAAGAGAAAAACUUCAGCCACCUGUUUUUCUUCAAUCGGUCUUUCAUCAUCAGAAAGCAGAAAUAACAUAUUGCAUGACGGUUCUGAAGUAAGCUGGAAUGAAUAAUAAUAUCAUGUGGAGACAACUCAGGAAAAUGUGUGAGAUUGCUGCUUUCUCUUCUGCUCUUUCUGCCCGUUCUCCCUUUCCAUAUAUCAACACUGCCAAUGGGAACUUCAGCUCGCUUGUAGCAACUACAAUGCAUAAUAAACCUCUUCUAUCCUUCCAUACCUUCACAAAUUUUUGCUCAUAUUCCACUUCUUCUGUCAAUGACGAUUUCAAUGCUUCAACAGUUGAAUCUGAUGACGAAAAUAACAAUAAUUUGGACAGUGUUAACAACUAUGUUGAAAUUGAAGAUGACAAAGAUGUAUCAGUCAUUUUAGAUGUUCUCGCUUCAUCAGGAGGCAAUCAAGAGAAAGCAAAAAGCUUGCUGGAUCAAUGUGGAUUAGCUUUAUCAUCACGGUUAGUUAUGAACGUCCUUUCUGGUGUUCGAAAUGACUGGGAAGCUGCAUUGACCUUCUUCCAUUGGGCUGGAAACCAAACAGGCUAUGAACAUUCUUGGCGUGAAUACCAUUCAAUGAUCUCCAUUCUCGGUAAGAUGAGAAAGUUCGAUAUCGCCUGGUCUUUGAUAAAGGAGAUGACGAAGAACGGGGAAUCUCUCGUUACUCAUCAGACGCUUGCGAUCAUGAUCAGGAGAUAUUGCGCAGCCCACGAGGUUAAAAAGGCUAUUGAUACGUUCUACGCUCACAAACUCUUCAAGCUUGAUUUCGGAAUGGAAGAAUUCCAACAUCUUAUAUUCGCCCUUUGCCGCUACAAAAAUGUGAAGGCUGCCGAGAGUCUUUUGCUCGAAAACCAAAACAUUUACCCGUUUAAUACGAAGAGCUUCAAUAUCGUUCUAAACGGAUGGUGCAAUACCUUCUGUAGCCCACGAGAGGCGAGGAAUAUUUGGAGAGAGAUGUCUGAACGAGGAAUUAAACACGACGUUGUGUCGUAUUCUUGUAUGAUAUCUUGUUACUCUAAAUCGGGUAAAACCCACCAUAUGAUCAUCAAGCUUUUCAACCAAAUGAAAGCAUUGGGGAUCAAACCGGAUAGGAAAGUGUACAAUAUAGUCAUACACGCUUUAACUAAAUCCCGUCUUGUUAACGAAGCUCGAGAAAUCAUGAAGGAAAUGGAACAAAACGGUGUUAAUCCAAAUUCCAUCACGUAUAACUCGCUUAUUCAACCUCUAUGCAAAUCCCACCAAUUGAGCGAAGUUCGAGGGGCUUUCAGCGAGAUGUUGGAACGCGGUUUGUUGCCCACAAUCUCUACUUACCACGCUUUGUUCGAGGUAUUGAGGACUGGCGAAGAGACUUUUUCGUUUCUGGAGAAGAUGCGUGAAACAGGUUGUCCUCCGAAUAAUGAUACGUAUGUCAUGCUUAUUCGUAAGUUUUGUCGUUGGCGAGAUUUCGAUACUGUUUUUAAGCUGUGGAAUGAUCUGAAUAAGUGUGGGGGACGCGAUAGGAGUGCUUAUGUUGCGUUGAUUCACGGGCUUUUUUUGAAUGGGAAGUUGGAGGAAGCGAAUAAAUACAAUUGUGAGAUGAAGGAGAAACAUUUUUUACCUGAACCGAAGCUAGAUGAGAGGUUACAGAUUUGGGCGUCUGGCAGAAAUGUUAUAAAUUUGAAGAAUAGUUGCAUCGAUUCAAGUCCGUCAGCAGACAAAUCCGGAAAGAUUGUUGAAGGAAGAAGGCGUUAUAUCGAAGAAACAGAUAUUAGAAGAGUUGUCAUUGAUCGGGGAUUCUCUUUGUUAGCGCAAUAGCGGUCCGUGCAUCUCAUUUGUUGGUGUGUUAUUAUUUCUAUGUUUUAACUAUCUAAAUCAAUUUGUUCAAUCAUACAUUAGGAAGAACAGUGAAGUGAAGCCCAUGAUUAGAAUGAAUAGAAUCUUAGUCUAGUUUCAUUAAUGUGUCUUUUUGGCUGUUGUAUGUAAAAAGAAAUAACAAAUAGGUUACAUGAUGAAACUCAUAGUGGAGCUAUUAUGGGGGUGCUUUGCAAUUCUAAUUUCCAACUAUCAUUUGGAGAUCAAGUAGAAAAGGAUGAACAAUUAUUUUGGAAUGAUAAAUAAAGGUAUAUUUUUUUAUUG
Messenger RNA from Impatiens glandulifera, 2569 nucleotides. Its product is annotated as pentatricopeptide repeat-containing protein At5g15010, mitochondrial. NCBI's taxonomy places the organism in Eukaryota, Viridiplantae, Streptophyta, Magnoliopsida, Ericales, Balsaminaceae. The record is from RefSeq and is a predicted model, not a curated record. The coding region runs from base 515 to 2248 and encodes 577 amino acids. The transcript is spliced from 2 exons. Gene Ontology annotation, molecular function: protein binding.